GUUGUUUUCUGUAACUUGUUCAGCACCCUGAGUAUCCUGAAGGAAAAGCAGGAACAUUUUAUAAAUAGUUAUUAUAGUUUAACUAUUGUAAGUUUGUUCUUUAAAGACCUGGAUUCCAAAAUAAGCAUAAAAAAACAAAACAAUAUUUUCUCUUCAACAGGGCAUGACGUUUUUAAAGUGUCUUUUGUAUUUCCAAAUAAAGACAAGUAUGACGGUGAGUGUACAAGAACACCGGAUGGUGUUCUUCAGAGGAAUGGAAAUGGAGUUCAUACCACCCCAAAUGGAAUCACUUACACAGGAAACUGGAAAAAUGAUAAGAUGAAUGGUUUUGGGAGGCUUGAACAUCCAUCAGGUGCAGUUUAUGAGGGCGAGUUCAAGGACAACAUGUUUCAUGGAACUGGAACAUACACAUUUCCUAAUGGAGCAAAGUACAUUGGAAAUUUCAAUGAAAACAAGCUGGAAGGUGAAGGAGAAUUUAUAGAUACACAAGGCCUGGAGUGGAGUGGCACAUUUCAUUACACAGCAGCACCGGGGCUGAAGCUGAAGCUGGAUAUGUAGCUAUUUUACAAGGAGCAUUAAAUGUAUUGUAUACCAUUCUUACGGGGAAUUUUCACUUGGCACCCAUGACCAAGGUUUUUACUAACAUUUGAUUUAUUAACACAUUUAUUAGAAACAAUUUCCCAGGAGACCUUUUGUAACAAAAUAAAAUAAGCAUUGAUUUGUUC
Molecule: messenger RNA, 725 nt
Organism: Gavialis gangeticus (Gharial)
Lineage: Eukaryota; Metazoa; Chordata; Crocodylia; Gavialidae
Gene: MORN2
Product: MORN repeat containing 2
Exons: 4
Source: RefSeq, a predicted model, not a curated record